AUUUCUACUUUCCCCUGUCACGGAGACCCACGUCUGGCGAGGCAUGGAGUGACAUAUUUUUCACUUUGUGAGCAGAAGGUAGCAACUACUACUGGCUGUACAAGUACUCACCGAGACUUUUAGAUGUUGUGCUAUUUUUUUUUUUUUUUUUUUAAGUCUCCAUGCUGCACACGUCCUCAAGAUGUUCGUCCUAGCUCUGCGUGUUUCGAGCAGCCUGGUGAGCUGUACGGCGAUGUAUUAGCAGGUGUUGGCAAAGGUGACAAGGUCAGUCCUCCUUGGCCUGAGGUCGCAGAGCAAGAACCAAGCUCCCGUUGUUAGGUCGUGAUUACUGGAAGGUGAUGUUAUGUGCGGCCACGUAGGCUGAAGUAAGCAAGAACAUCGCAAAAGAAGACAAAAUCUCCAUUCCUUGGGAGUCACAAAAAAAUUAGAAAAAAUAAUCGCAGGUGUUUUUCGAUUGUAGGCGUGUCAGUAGGCUGUUAACAGAAGGAUGAAUAGCAGUUCUGUCUAUUCCUUUUUUUCUUGUCCGCUUUCAAUGAAUGAUUUCCCUCUUUAUGAUAUAGCUUCUAAUAAGCCUCUAUCUGUCUGUAUGUCGUUCUUUUUUAAGACAUUGUGGGAGAAACUGGAUUUCACUGUGAUGUGUCAAAACAUCGGCAGGAAAUCGCUCUUGAGAAGAACAACUGUAAAAAUGUAAGAAUCACGGAGACCAUUUACAAAACACGUUUUAUCCUUCAAAGCAAAAAAAAAAAAAAAAAAGGAAGAGAAAGAAGAAGAAAGGAAAAAAAGCAACAUUAACAUACCAAAGCAAGAGAGGCAAGAGAAACACCACACAACCCAUAAGAUUUUCUUCCUCUUUCUCGUGUAUUGUAGCACGGGCUGUAACCAAGAUCCUAACAGCUCUUCGAAACGUAUUUUCCCAACAAAUCGCCUCAUUGUUCGCAGAGAGGCAAACAGCGAAGGCAAAGCAGCUUGUCAUUGGCUGACUUCUCCGCCGACACAAGCUCUCAGCGCGCGGGAGGUGCUACCACGUGAUAUAAUCGACGCGGCUGUUAUCGACGAAUGGGCGGAGCUUAACGUCAGUUGCGGGUUUGGCGCGGUGCACGCAAGGCGUAAAGAAUACGCGCGAUAGGGUCCACGAGGCGAGAAACGGGUGAUGAAGGUGCCGACGUGCGCUUGCUUCCCGUCCUAUUGGUGAAACCAGCUCGCGAUAGUCUUCGUGCUCACUUGCAUUCAUUAUCGCUCUCUUCUCGGCUUCUGUCGCACGCCGGACGACAGGACUUUUCAGGCUACCAUCGCAGCUACGAGAUGGUGGAUUAGUUUUCGACCUGUCUAAAAAUGUCUGCACGGCACUCGCCAUCGUCAUAGUUCUGUCGACUGUCAGCCAACGCGCUGUGUAGAUGGACUCCCGCUGUCCUAACGCGCGCCUGACAACUGUGCCUGUGACCCGGGGUGCACUGCGAGAUUUAACCCUUCAGUAAAACACGUACGUCGUUUGCAGUGAAGAUCGUCUGCGACCUGGACUUCCACAGACUUCAGCAACACACGCAGUGAUUGCGCACAAACCGGAAAUGCCCAUGAGGCUGUUGACAGUUUUUAACCGUGUUUAUCUGUUUUCGGCUUCGUUUUGAUCGACGUGCUAAGCGUUGUGGCGAUCUACAGUCUCUCGUAGAGGCAUUUAUUCCUAUUUAUCAUACAAACAGUCCAGCCGAACAUACUCGAUGCUUUAGAUGUUCCUAAGCCGAGAUACUUGUGACUCGAGAUACUUGUGACUUGAUAAAAAUCUAAGCAGCCUUGCGAUGAGGUUUGACAUGGAACACAGUGUUUUUGAGCCCACGUCUGACUCUACCCUUCCCCCGACACAUCCACUGCACCGUCUUCACCAGCACCCUCACCAGCAACAGCACAUAGGCUAUGGCGGAAACUCCUUCCAUGGACUUCUAGACUUAAGAAAACCAGUAGGUGUGACAAUGUCCCCUUAUUCGUACCCGGCUCUGUCACUGUCUGCCAGCACCGCUGGAAGCAGACAGCAUGGCAGGGUGGAGGGACGGCAUGAACAUGCUGCCACCUUGACUAUAUGCGGAACAAGUUCGCAUCCAUCUUCACCUUCGUCGUCCGAUUCACGCAUGUCGCCAUCCGAGUACUACCGCCACGCACAGCAUCAGCAUCUCUUGCAACUUCAGCAACGGUCGCAGAAACAUCAGCAACAGCAACACCGCAGUCGUGGCAGCGUCGACGAAGGCAGUCCGAGUUUCAGACUUGCUUUCGAUGACAGCAACGACAACACAGAGCAAUGUGGUGACGAGGUAAAUGCUGAUGAAGGUUCUGGUAGAAGGCACAAUGCGGACAGUGGCGACGACAGCGACACGGACGACGACCAGCCACUGGAGGUGGACUCGCCGGCACCCUCCCCUCUAAACGUGUCCCCUCGUUCUCAACCUGAUCCUGCGACUGACCCUGUCGGAGAAAUGCAGUGCAAUGGCGAUGCCACCUCCGAGGCCUGCGACGAGGAAUUUGUACCCAGGGGAGAUAGUGAGCACAACGACGACGACAUUGACCUCCAGCAUCCUAAUGACGAUAAGUGCGAUGAGAGUUUAGACGGCUCAGCGUGCGAUUCCUCAGGAAAAGAUGACAGUCACGUACAUUCCGACAGAGACAGUGACGAGGGAAAAAUGUCGGACGCGCGCAGCUGUGACGGCAGCAAGGAGAAAAAGAAGUCAAAUUUGGUAAAGCCACCCUACUCCUACAUUGCCCUUAUCACCAUGUCCAUUCUGCAGUCCCCACGCAAACGACUGACCCUGUCGGGGAUAUGUGAGUUUAUCAUGAACCGCUUCCCGUAUUUUCGUGAGAAGUUCCCGGCAUGGCAGAACAGCAUCCGACACAACCUCUCACUCAACGACUGCUUUGUUAAGAUCCCACGAGAGCCUGGAAAUCCAGGCAAAGGCAACUACUGGACGCUGGACCCUGCAAGCGAGGACAUGUUUGACAAUGGCAGCUUCCUCAGAAGACGCAAGCGUUACAAACGCGCUACUUCCUCGGAUCUGAUGGUCCAGCCAACGGCUUUCAUGUCUGCCGCUGACCCCUAUUUCAAUCCGCAUCAUCCUUUCUACGCUGCCGCGGCGGCAGCUGCAGCCGCGCACCACCAUCACCCCCAUCACCCAGGAGCGUCAUUUGCAGGCGGCAAUCAUCAUCAUCACCAUCAUCAUCAUGCUGCAGCGGCGGCUGCGGCAGCAGCAGCGGCAGCGGGACUGACUAGCUACCCCUACAUGUCCCCUUUGACGCAUCAGCUGUCCUUGCUCCAUGGGGAAUAUGCCCGGGUGUCUGCUGCACCGCAUCUCCCACACCCACACCCACACCCUCACCACGCACAUGCCCAUGCUCACUCGGCUCUGAACAUGGCCAUUGCAGGUAUGGCCGGGGGCAUGACCCCUCAGAUGACCUUAUCAGCCGUUGCUGCCCCAGCAGUCGUUCCGGCAGGUCAGUACCUGAAGCUUGAGAGUAAGCUGGAGCAGCUGAAGGAGCAGGCUUCACCGACGCCGCCUUCCUCCCCGCAGGCAGCGAAGAUGCACUUUGCAGUUUCCGUUGCCUUGACGACGCCACAGACCUCGUCUUCAGGAGGGCUGCUUUCUUCGAGCUCUUCGUCUACACCCUCGUUAACAGCAUCGUCUUCGUCAGCCACCACAACCACGACCCCUUCAAAGCCAGGAUUCACCAUUGACAAUAUAAUAGGACUGUCAUCGUCGUCCCCCUCAGCAUCAACGUCUUCGCCGUCGUCGGUAAUCACAUCGACGACGCGUGCUGACAGUUUGAACAAGGUAAGAGGUACUUCGCCCUCCUCAGUGACUGCCAUUGUAUCGGCAUCUACCUACCGACCAGCAGGGUUAGCGGGUAUUCACUCACUGCCCGCCACCCUUGCUGCUCUGCGACACGGAGGGGCGGGGGUUCCCGUGGGGAGCAGUGCUUUUGCCUCUCCCUUGACUUUAUCCGCGGGGCUCUCGGGUAUGUCACCCUUGGAGCUGGAAAAGUAUCGUCAGUAUAUACAAGCGUGCGCCCUUCCUGCAUGGCAUCGAUAGACAAUGGAGGAAAUAGACAGACAGGUAAACUGUGCAUUAGGUAGUUCACUGGGUAGGUCAUGAGAGUAAAUAUAAGGCCAUCAGCAGACGAUUGAAUUGUUGUGAUUGUCCCAUUGAUAUUGUCAGAUUAUUAAGCCUGUGGUGUUCAUCGUUCUUUAUAUUGGCCACGAGAAGCUGAAACAAAAACUGGAUUCGAAAAACUGCGCUACUCUUCCUUUCGUGAAAAAAACCCACUCUAAUGGCUGGAACUGUUGCAUAGUAAAACUAUAUUGUUUUGUCUUCGUUCAAUUUUUUUUUUCCAUUCCUUGCUAAUUCCAUGUCCACAGUAAUAUGCGUUUCUAUAUGUGUUGUGGAAAUGAAAAACUUGACUUGUAACGGAAAAUUAAGAAUUAAAAUGUAUGACUCAUAAUACCAGACUUUUUAUCUGGAGCCUUGACAUCGCUGCUUCUUUGUUGUCACUGACGACUUUCUGACGAUUUUGGAUUCUAAUAGUGAUAUCCCUCUGCCUAAUAUUUUUCUUCUGCAUUCUAAACGAUCUUACUAUCGCGUUUGAAAACACCCAGCAUGCCAGCCUCAUUAAAAUAACUCUUCGCCUCAUGCCGCAUUAAAAAAAUUCUGUUCAGCGUUUAUAAGCGUGAACGUGCGAUUCAGUAAAUUUUAAUUGUUAAAUGUCCUACACAAAACAAAUAAAAGGUUAUUUAAUUAUUUACUUUCUAUUACCUUCUUUGUAGAGAAAUUAUAAUGAUUUGUCUUCGAAGCAGUUUUCAUUUUUUUUUUUAAAAGUUGCAAUCAUUUAAUCGAGCAAAUAUCGAAAUUUUAAAAUGUAUUUUGUCGCACUCUUAAAUCUAUAUAAACAAAUUUACUUUGAUUUAAAUUAAGAGUUUAAAAUUAUCUGUUUAUUUACAAUAAAGGCUGAUAUUAAUUGCAAAUAUUAGUACUGAGAUCAAAUUCAUUAUUAUUUUUUAAUGUGUAUUCUAAACCACAUUUAAACUAAAAAAAGAAUAAAGCGAGAUAAAAAUUAAAGUCUUAAUUUUUUUCUGAAUUUAGCUACACGAACUUGUAUUUAUAAAUUCACGCCUAGUGUAGUAAAUUACUGUGUUCGCAGUAAAGUGUUUGUAAUAGCUGUGAAAAAUCUUAAUUUAUUUAACUUUAUUCAUUUAUUUCGUAAAUGCUCAUAUUUAUUGCACUGUAUGGAGGAUUGACAGAGCGUUUACUGAUGGGGCGGUGGGGUUGACACAGGAAAGGUCUUGAUGACAGUUAAGACAGUGGAUUAUAAGAAGUGAUAUCUGUUUUCAAUAUCAAACCUUUUCUUUUAAAUUUUCUAAAACAAGCACUACUGUGGCGAGAUACUGUUUUGCCUAAGGUUAUUUUCCUCAGCGUCAAGUUAUGUGAGUGGGUUCUUUUCGGUUGAAAUAAAAUGAAAUAGAAUAGAGCGACUGGAAGACAAUGGCUGAGUGAUGGCAUGAAUGAAUAAAAAUGUUAACAUCGUGUCACUUUUCUAAAAAGUUUUUUUUACAGUACUUCGUGGUAUCUCCGGCAUAUAAACAAUCUCACUUUAUUUUUCUGUUAGUCUGCAGUUUAAAAACGGUAUAAUAGAAAAUAUGCAGCAGUCUGUACCCCUUUCUGUGAUGGACAGCUCUCUUUUGUGACCCCGACUUGCACUUGGCUAAUACAGUGACUUGUAACAUCGAACCCACUAAUAAACAUUGAGUACAGAAUCGUGUGCAAAAGCAGAAGAUAAAGUGCGAUUAAACUCGCUUUCUUUCUUUCAUCAUUUAUCCCUCCCCCGAACCCCGCCUCAGCUUUUCUUCACUGUCCUGUCUCUUUCUCAGAAUCAGAUGAAUACAUACAAUUGUUACAUGCAGUGGUUAGUUCAGUGGUUGUAAGCUACUAGUAAACUAUAGAUUAUGAUUAGAAUGAUUGUCAUGUAAUCGCCGCAGCUGGGCUUUCAAAUAAAUGUGCUUUGGCAAACAGCUCAUUAUCAGUGUACGGCGGACACUCGUAUAGAAUAUUUCCCACAAUGAGAUUAGCUGUGUGCAGUUUGAGACAGGUUUGUUUACAGCUUUACGGAUAAUAUUCUUAGUUUCAUAUAUAUAUACUCAAAUAUGCACUCAUCCAAAGGGAAACCAACGUUUAUGUUCUAAAUAUACUUUAGUAAGCAAUCAAAAGAAACAGGCAAACAUCAUCAAUAUUAGUAAUUUGAUUGAGAAAACUGGAAAAUUCUAAAGAAAAAAAAACUGAAAACAUUUUUUUCUUUGCGUACUGCUCGGAGGAUGUUCCAUUUCUGAAAGCUCAUCAUGUCAUCCUGAAAUGUUUUGCUAGGUUUUUCCUUCUAAUCUGCUUGACAGUAUCUUAGAUUUAUUCCUCGAGUAUAUUAAGCAGUUUUUAAUUAUCUAAUAUUAGAAUAAUCAGUUACAGAUGCAAUAUAACAGUUGACACGAUAGCCUUCUUUGUGAGUACGGUGGCGAUAUAAAUGAUAUGUUCUGAUAUAACAUAUUAUUAUUCUGUCAUUUUAAUUGUGUCAUUUCAUAUUGUUAGAAUUAAGCUUUUCUGUAGGCGGCCAGGAUACAUAAUACAGAUUAAUGACCAUUCCUUUUCAGUAAUUUCAUUAGUUUACCAUACUACAUUCACGGAUUUUUUUAAAAAACAAAAACAAAAAGCCCUCUCAACAUGCUGGCGCAGAACUGGUUAAUCCAUUCACUGGGUGAUCGGCAAACAUCUGUUGGGUGGGCGGUGGGAGAGGGGAGGAGACGGCAGGGACUAGUAUCAGCGAUCCCCUGCUGAAGGGUUGGCUGCGGUCUUCUAGUGAAAUCAGCUAAACGAUGUUGCUGGUGUUAGGUUUGCGGAGAAAACUGAGUCAGCGUCGUUUGUAGCAACCGAUCUAGUUUCUUUCUUUGUCAAAGACGGCAGCGGCAGUGCCGCGAGUCGGCGAAUAAUAAAUCAGAGCGGAAAACGGUUCCCCGCAGCUCUCGCUGCCUUUCGGACACGCGUCAAGUACCACUGCCGUGUGCAGCAGACGGUGCUCGCUGUACGUUAUCGCCUAUGGUUGCAUGGCAUGAUUCGGGACAAGUAAUUACCAGACGCGCUAGUCCGUACUUGAGCGAGCGCUGUUAUGUGCGUGCAUGUGUGUAUAAAUGUAUACAGAUAUAAAUGAGAAUAUGGGGAGGGGAAGUGAUGGUGGGUCCAUCAUCAUCUACCGUUAUGUCUACGCACCGAAAUAAGAGGAACAUUCAGCUGAACCAGAUGGUACAUAUACUAUUUGUUUGAAGGUAGCCAAAAAUCUGUAUUCAAGUUUUCAAGCCGAAUGUUCGCGCGCGCGCGUGUGUGUCCUGUGGAACGAUGAACGGUUUGGGGGAAGGGGUAAGAAAACUCUUAUGCUGAUAGUGAACAACAUUCAUAUUCUUGCCUCCUCAUUGUCUGUUUUGAGGGGGUGCUGUCCCCACCCACCCCCACCUUACCUCCUGUUUCCUACGCCACUCUCUCUCUCUCUGUUUUUUUAAAAAAUCUUCCAUCAGGAAAAUGAUUUCAAUGAACUUCGCGAUAGGUUAACAUGCAAUGAAUGUGUGAAGCGUGUGCUGGGUUAGCUCUUCUGGUAUUCAGCGAUGAACAUAUAAUCGUGCAUACGGCGUUCACAAUAUGCAAAAUGAUAAUGGGAAACAUCAACAUUUUGGUUCGAUUUAUUUGCGUGAAUCUCAUUUGUCCCCGUUUGUCGCAAUGUCCCACAGAGCUAUUUUAUAACGAGUGAAAACACCUUCUUUAAAAAUAAUAUUUCUAUGCCACAUUCAAUUACUGGCAAAAAAAUUUCACACAUUUCGUUUAUCAGUCUAAUUUCAGUCCUUCAUGUUUCCGGGCUUUUGAUCACGUGCCAGUAAUUGUGUACAGCUUGUUUUACAAAAAAGCUCUUAACCUAUGACAACCAAAUGUUUGAAUCAGAUACGCAAGAUGGUCCACAAAACGGUAAUAGCAGUCACUCUCUCGAUAUAUAUAUCAGUGUCAUAUUUGUAUUGUUAUGUUUAGCAGUCUGAUGUCUACUCUCUUAGAUAAGUUUCAGUGCAUUACAAACCAUCGGGUCACGAGAUUUUUGUUUUGUACUGUUUUGUGGCUUUGCGAUGUGUCAUAUUGUGAUGAUUCAAACACGUUUCCCAGCAAUCUUGUCCAUUCCGGUACUAAUUUAAACAGAGGGGAAAAGCAGUCAUACGCAUCGGUAGUUUAAGAUUUUUUUUUUUUAAUCGUUCACAGCAGUGAAAGGCAACGGCGUAGACCUUAGGUAUUGCCCGGGUGUUUUCAUGCGUAUCACUUUCUUGUGCUGAUCCAUCUGAAGAUACUUUUGACAAUGCAAUGUUGGUGAUGAUGUAGCUCACCAGACUCAAUUGUUUUGUUCCAUGACCAUUUCCAAGGCUCUUCACCGGCCCUGUAGAUAGCUUGAAAUGUUCUAUACACUUCUUUAAUAACCUCUUCUCGGGUAUCUAUAGCAUAUAAUUUGUUGGAAGAUGUUACAAUGUGAUUACAUUGUGACACAGCCACGUUCACCUUCAGGAGAUUGAUGUCCCUUGCAUAACCCUAACUUCUACAAUCAUUUGACUGUUCCAUAGCUGAAACCCAGAACCUCGUUGUAAAUGUUUUAUAUUUCUCAAGCAUGCCAAAGAUUCCAGUCAUGUUUCUAGCUCAUGUGCAUUUAAAGCAGGUGAACUUGAUGCCAAUGAAGUAUUAUAUGAAGAGACAAAAAAACUGUUUUGUGUGACAUCUUCGGGUCUGUAGACUACCUUAUGUUCUGACAGUGUUCUUGUAUAUUCUGUGUUGUCUCCAGCAGUAUUCGUUAGUAGUUCAGUAGAGUAAUAACUAGCUUUAUAAGUCAGAAAAAAAUCAUCUUAUACAAAGUUCACGACACUUUCAGAGAUGUACUUUGUCGUUUGAGAUAAUCCAUCCCACCAAAUAAGGGUAGAUUAACUUAUUUCAAGGCCACGAUUUAAUUAUUUGGAUAAUGUCUAUAAGUCAACAAAGUAGUCAAUCUAGAAAAAGACUUCUGUUAUUGUAUUCCUGUGAUUUAUAUAUUUUAUUUUGAAGUUAUUCCCCAUUCAUUUGUUCUGGGAAACAAUA
Molecule: messenger RNA, 9164 nt
Organism: Pomacea canaliculata
Lineage: Eukaryota; Metazoa; Mollusca; Gastropoda; Architaenioglossa; Ampullariidae
Product: forkhead box protein D3-like
Exons: 2
Coding region: 1794-4067 (757 amino acids)
Biological process (GO): anatomical structure morphogenesis; regulation of transcription by RNA polymerase II; cell differentiation
Molecular function (GO): RNA polymerase II cis-regulatory region sequence-specific DNA binding; DNA-binding transcription factor activity, RNA polymerase II-specific
Source: RefSeq, a predicted model, not a curated record